Mangifera indica (mango) is the source of this 1101-nucleotide messenger RNA. Its product is annotated as serine/arginine-rich SC35-like splicing factor SCL30A. Gene Ontology annotation, biological process: mRNA splicing, via spliceosome. The record is from RefSeq and is a predicted model, not a curated record. Bases 172 to 936 code for a protein of 254 amino acids. Gene Ontology annotation, cellular component: cytoplasm; nuclear speck. Lineage: Eukaryota; Viridiplantae; Streptophyta; Magnoliopsida; Sapindales; Anacardiaceae. Gene Ontology annotation, molecular function: RNA binding. The transcript has 6 exons.
CACAAAUGCAAAAUUUCAAGCCAAACCCUACUCACUAUAUAUAUACAAGCCCAGCCUUAUCGCAAACUUCUCUCUUUUUAAAUAAAUCAAACCCUAACUCGAGCCCUAAACCUAGCAUUGCUCUGUACUUUUCUCUCCGUCGAAUAGCAGUUUUAACGUUUGCCCGCCUGAAUGAGAGGAAGGAGUUACACACCGUCGCCACCACCACGGGGUGGUGGUUAUGGAAGGAAAGGACGCAGCCCGAGCCCCAGAGGUCGCUAUGCCGGUGGUCGUGGCCGAGAUCUUCCCACCAGCCUUCUUGUUCGUAACCUUCGCCAUGAUAGCAGGCCAGAAGACCUUCGCAGGCCAUUUGAGCAGUUUGGAGCACUUAAGGACAUUUACUUGCCUAGGGAUUAUUACACUGGGGAACCUCGUGGUUUUGGUUUCGUCCAAUUUGUAGAUCCUGCUGAUGCUGCAGAAGCCAAACGUCACAUGGAUGGUCGGGUUCUUCAAGGUCGAGAAUUAACUGUUGUGUUUGCGGAGGAGAACAGAAAAAAGCCAUCUGAUAUGAGGGCAAGGGAGCGUGGGAGGGGUCGGUUUCGUAGACGGUCUCCCCCACGUUAUUCUCGAUCCCCACCUCGCUAUUCACGCUCCCCACCUCCACAUUAUGGAAGAUCUCCCUCCCGUGAAUAUUCCCCUCCCCCAAAACAAGGGAAUUAUUCAAGAUCUUUUUCACACAAUGAUCGAAGGUAUAGUCGGGAGAGAUCAUAUUCACGUUCUCCAGCCUAUAAUGGUUCAAGGGGCCACAGCAGAAGUCCUGACAGGGGCCAGGGCCGAAGCCGUAGCCCUGGCAGAAGCCAGACUCCAAGACGUAGCCCAAGCAGAAGCAGAAGCCGGUCUCCGAGACGUGAUGGAUACUCUGGACAACUCAACGGAGAUAGGUCACCUAGUCAGUGAUCUACUGGAGGGAGAUGAUGCUCAUUUCCUGUCUAUCUUACAGAUUUUGUUUGAAGUUAAUGUUUUCUUAAUGAAUGCAGUAUUGUCGAACAACAGAAUUUGAUAUAGCUCUUGUUGAUGUUUAGGUUGAACUUCUAUGAUACUUUCUUAAAGUUGCAGUUUUAA